Chelonoidis abingdonii (Abingdon island giant tortoise) is the source of this 2881-nucleotide messenger RNA. It is a transcript of the gene KIRREL2, whose product is annotated as kirre like nephrin family adhesion molecule 2. Gene Ontology annotation, biological process: cell-cell adhesion. The record is from RefSeq and is a predicted model, not a curated record. Gene Ontology annotation, cellular component: cell-cell junction; plasma membrane. Lineage: Eukaryota; Metazoa; Chordata; Testudines; Testudinidae. Gene Ontology annotation, molecular function: cell adhesion molecule binding.
CCUCAUCCCCUCCCAGGGCUUGGGAUAGAACCCAGGAGUCCUGGCUCCCAGCCCCCACACGCUAACCACUAGACUUCCCUCCUCUUGCCUCCCUGAGUUGGGAUAGAACCCAGGAGUCCUGACCACCACUCUCCCCCGGUGGGUGUAGAGGAAUCCAGAGCAGAGCUGCAGUGUGGAUUUACCGAUCCCCAUCCCAGUGCAAGCAGCGGACCGGAACAGGAGCUGGAUCCCUCAAGGGCUUCCCAAACCAGCACGAAGAUGUCAGCCCUGCUCCCCUGCAUCCUGGCCCUGAGCUGCCUCGCCCACAUAGGCUGGGGGGCAUAUUUCUUUCAGCAGCCCAUGGACCAGGUGAUCGUGGCAGGGCAGUCGGUGACGCUGGCCUGCGUGGUUGUGGGCUACCAGGGCAUGGUGCAGUGGACCAAGGAUGGCCUGGCGCUGGGUGGAGAGCGAGACCUGCCUGGCUGGUCCCGGUACUCCAUUGUCGGGGAUCCGGUGGCUGGGCAGCACAACCUGAGAAUUGAGUCUGCUGAGCUUGGUGACGACGCCGUGUACGAGUGCCAGGCUACGCAGGCUGCACUGCGCUCCCAGCGUGCCCAGCUCACGGUGCUCUUACCGCCCAAUGACCCCGUGAUCCAGAAUGGCCCCAUCGUCCGGGUCCAGGCCAGCGUGCCCUACAACCUGACUUGCCAGGUGUCUGGUGCCAAGCCUGCCCCUGAGAUCAGCUGGUACCGCAAUGGGCAGCUGCAAGACUCUGCCCUCUAUGCCAAGGCCCUGAUGGAGGAUGGGAAGCAGGCAACGGCUAUCAGCACCCUGCUUCUCACACCCAGCACCCAGGACAUGGGCAGCACCUACACCUGCCACGUCGCCAACCCGGCCGCACCUGUUGGCAAGCAGACCUCCAUCACCCUUGACGUGCUGUACCCCCCCACCGUGAUCCUCUCUGUCCAGCCACAGACUGUCGCAGAGGGGGGCAAGGUCAGCUUCCUCUGCACUGCCACUGCCAACCCCGAGGUGACCGGCUACCGGUGGGCGAAGGGCGGCGUGGUCAUCGCUGAGGCCAAUGGGGACAGCUACGAGGCCAGGGUGGAUCACUCCUUCUUCACCCAGCCUGUGUCCUGUGAGGUGGCCAACGUCGUGGGCAGCACCAAUGUCAGCACCUUGGUGGAUGUGCACUUUGGGCCCCUCCUGGUCUCCCAGCCCAAGCCCCUCACCGUGGAUGUCGGGGCCGAUGCCUCUUUCACCUGCACCUGGGCUGGGAACCCGCCCCUCACUCUGGCCUGGACCAAGAAGGAAUCUGGUGUGGUGCUGAGCAAUGGCAACACCCUGCACCUAAAGACCGUGACGCAGGAGGAUGCUGGCACCUAUGUGUGCAAGGCUAUCGUGCCACGCAUCGGUGCGGCUGACAAGGAGGUGACGCUGGCGGUCAACGGGCCCCCUAUCAUUACCACGGAGUCCAGCCAGCAGACGGUGCUGGGGGACAAGGCACGGCUGGAGUGUCUAGUGAGGAGCACCCCCCCUCCUGACCGCAUUGUGUGGGCAUGGGGAGAGCGGGUGCUGGACAGCGGCUCAGAGCAGCGCUUCACGGUGGACACGGCGCUGACGGAGCAGGGGGUGCUCUCGGCCCUGCUCAUCCAGCCCACGCACCUGGAGGACUUCGCCCAGCCCUACAACUGCACGGCCUGGAACCGUUUCGGGGCCCGCUCAGCAGCCGUCACACUGCGCCGGCAGGAGGUCCUGCCCAUCAUGAUAAUCGGGGCCUCGGCCGCGGCUGCCGUCACCCUGCUGCUGGUCUUGGUCGUUGGCGUGUCUGUCUGCUGCCUGCGCUGGUGCCACAGGAAAGCAGCCAAACAAGGCACCAAGCUCUCCAAGACGGAUGUCCUGGUGCAGAUCACCGCGAGUGACAGCAGCCCCAGCCGGCCCAGCGAUACAGAGGAAGAUGUCAAGGAGCCCAUGGCCACGAGCAGCGAGUCCCCAGCCACGUCGCACACGGAGCACAGCGAGAUCCUGGAGGAGGAAGAGGGCAGCCAGGACAUCAAGGACCCCACCAACGGUUACUACAAGGUCCGUGCUCACGAGGAGCCCCACCUGUCUGGCAGUUUCUCAGAGUAUGCCCCAGCCCCGCGCCCCCUCUGUGCCGGGUCCCAUGCUGUCAUGUUCCCUCCCUCAGGGCAGCCCUACAGCCAUCGCUAUACGCUGGGAGCACCCAGCUCCCGCAUAGCCUACGAGCCCCACUACCCACAGGAUGCGGUUUACGGAGGGGGCUACCUCACGGCCCCCUACACCCGGGCCUUCACCAGCUACGUCAAGCCCAGUGCCUACGAGAAAGCAGAGAACGGCUACGAACACUCGGACCAGGCCAGCAGGGUGUCGGGCGGCUCCCGCUUCUCCUACACCUCCCUCUCGCAACAGUCAGACUACGGGCGGCCCGCCCAGCAGCGCAUGCAGACACAUGUGUGACUCUUCCUCCCCAACACACAUCAAGCCAUUGGGGGACAGACACCCAGGGUCGUCCCUGUUGUGGGAGGGGGUUGGUGUAGGUUCAGCUUAGCCAGCUGUCUCAAAAUGGCCGACAGGCUAGCUGACUUGUGCUGCUGGAGGUGGAGAGGAGUGGCUAUCGGCUGGGGGAAGGUGUUCAGAAUGGCUGUCUCCCCAGCUGACUUUUUCCUCCUAGAGGCGGGGAUGAGUGGCUAUUGGCUGGGAGUAGGAAUCAAGGGAUGGAUUCAAAAUGGCUGACAAAGGGGGUUCAAAACAUCCCUGUUGACUUCCUCUGUUGGACCUGGGGAUGGGUUUGCACUGGAUAGGGAAGAAGUCACAAGGUUAGAUACACUAAUGGCCAUCAAAAAUGGGCUCAAAAUGGCCAUUGAGUUGGGUUCCAGCUGGC